Messenger RNA from Alnus glutinosa, 1585 nucleotides. RefSeq names its product ATP synthase gamma chain, chloroplastic. Bases 193 to 1320 code for a protein of 375 amino acids. The record is from RefSeq and is a predicted model, not a curated record. Lineage: Eukaryota; Viridiplantae; Streptophyta; Magnoliopsida; Fagales; Betulaceae. Gene Ontology annotation, molecular function: proton-transporting ATP synthase activity, rotational mechanism. Gene Ontology annotation, cellular component: chloroplast thylakoid membrane. Gene Ontology annotation, biological process: proton motive force-driven ATP synthesis. The transcript has a single exon.
AACCUCAUCCACGCUCUCCCUCUCCCUCCACUCAUUUCCACUCCUUUCCUCCAUACCAGAAGAAAGACACAUCCCAACACCACAUGAAGAUAAGAUUUUACAAAAGAAAAACCAAGCCCACAUACCACACCCUCUCUCUCUCUGCUCCCGACUUCCUCUUCUCCCCCAGAGCCCAAAAACCCCAACAAAACGAUGGCUUGCUCGAAUUUAACAAUGUGGGUGUCCUCAAAACCUUCUCUUUCCGAUGUUUCUGGACUCUCUUUCCGUUCUUUUCUCAACCCUUUUCAGGUUCCAUCCCACAAUACACCCACCUGCAACCCCUCUAGAUCGGUAACCCCAAUCCACUGCGGUCUUCGUGAGCUCCGAGAUCGUAUUGACUCGGUGAAGAACACCCAGAAGAUCACCGAGGCUAUGAAGCUUGUUGCUGCUGCUAAAGUCAGAAGAGCUCAAGAAGCCGUUGUUAAUGGCAGACCCUUCUCAGAGACUCUGGUAGAAGUUCUUUACAACAUCAAUGAGCAGCUGCAAACUGAAGACAUAGAUGCCCCUCUCACCAAUGUUAGGACUGUCAAGAAGGUUGCCUUGGUUGUUGUCACCGGGGAUAGGGGUCUUUGUGGCAGUUUCAACAAUCAACUUAUCAAGAAAGCAGAGGCCAGGAUCGCGGAACUGAAGGGUCUUGGUGUUGAUUAUACUGUUAUUAGUGUUGGUAAAAAGGGUAACUCGUACUUCCUUCGGAGGCCUUACAUUCCGGUUGAUAAGUUUCUUGAUGGCAGUAAUCUCCCUACUGCUAAAGAAGCUCAGGCCAUUGCUGAUGAUGUCUUCUCACUCUUCGUUAGUGAAGAGGUGGAUAAGGUGGAGCUUUUAUACACCAAAUUCGUGUCAUUGGUUAAGUCCGAUCCGGUUAUUCAUACCUUGCUUCCACUCUCCCCAAAGGGAGAGAUCUGUGAUGUGAACGGAAACUGUGUGGAUGCUGCUGAGGAUGAGUUGUUCAGGCUUACAACCAAGGAAGGGAAACUGACUGUGGAAAGAGAUACUGUGAGGACUCCAACACCCGAUUUCUCGCCAAUUUUGCAGUUUGAGCAGGACCCAGUUCAGAUUCUUGAUGCUUUGCUGCCUCUGUAUUUGAACAGCCAGAUUUUGAGGGCAUUACAGGAAUCGCUAGCCAGUGAACUUGCUGCUAGGAUGAGUGCCAUGAGCAGUGCAACUGAUAAUGCAAGUGAGUUGAAGAAGACCCUGUCUAUUAUCUACAAUAGGCAGCGCCAGGCUAAAAUCACGGGUGAGAUUUUGGAGAUUGUUGCUGGUGCCAAUGCUGCUCAAGCCUAGGAUAGUGAGCCAAUGUUAUGCUUCUUUAUAGGUACUUUUAUGGAUGUUUCCUAAUUCAUCCAGAUAUGCUUGUUUAAGAACAGUUAUGCAGAAUUUACACAUUUUCAUUGUAAUUCUCAUGCGUAUUCACACCGAGAACUGCAAUGUAUUUUGGAACAGAGGAGCAUUCUACUUACUUUUGUAUGUCAUUUUUUCUCCCUUGUAAAAUUGUAUUAUUUAAAAAUCUCACAGCAUGGUAAUCUUGUUAGUCUAUGCUUUAACUGUA